AUGACCCGCACUCCAAUCAACAUCUUCCUCCCCACCGCCGACCUCCUCUGGGGCGUAUUCACGCUCGCCCAGUACAAAGCAACCAGCGUGACGACGCUCUACGCCCUCCGCUUUUUCGUCGGCGCUCUAGGCGGUUUCUUCUUCCCCGCCGUACAAUGGUACCUUGGGAGCUGGUACAAACGCUCCGAGCUCGCGCGCCGUGGAGCCAUCUUCUUCGUGUCGAGCCAGGUUGGGAGUAUGAGUUCGGGUUAUAUCCAGGCCGGUGCAUACGCAAGAUUAGAUGGACGGUAUGGCAUUGAGGGGUGGAGAUGGCUGUAUAUCAUUUGUUAG
Aspergillus melleus is the source of this 330-nucleotide messenger RNA. RefSeq lists its product as uncharacterized. Gene Ontology annotation, cellular component: membrane. Lineage: Eukaryota; Fungi; Ascomycota; Eurotiomycetes; Eurotiales; Aspergillaceae. The record is from RefSeq and is a predicted model, not a curated record. Gene Ontology annotation, biological process: transmembrane transport. Gene Ontology annotation, molecular function: transmembrane transporter activity. The transcript has a single exon. The coding region runs from base 1 to 330 and encodes 109 amino acids.